This is a messenger RNA of Hevea brasiliensis (rubber tree), 521 nucleotides long. Its product is annotated as protein RALF-like 33. Lineage: Eukaryota; Viridiplantae; Streptophyta; Magnoliopsida; Malpighiales; Euphorbiaceae. The transcript has a single exon. The record is from RefSeq and is a predicted model, not a curated record. Bases 23 to 388 code for a protein of 121 amino acids.
UAAAGAAAGAAAGCAAGCAAGCAUGCAAGCAACAACAAUGGCCAAUUCCUCCAUCUUUCUCUUGACCUUCUUAUUUCUCUCAGCUCUGAUCAUCUCCUCACCCACCAUUGAAGCAAGCGGAGACCACAAACUGAGCUGGAUCCCCACGAAAGUCCCAUGCCAAGGCUCUGUAGCAGAGUGCAUUGGAGAAGAUGAAUUCCACAUGGGCUCUGAGAUAAGCCGGCGGAUACUGCAGACAGCGUCCACACAGUACCUAAGCUACGGAGCGCUGCAGAGGGACACCGUGCCAUGUUCCCAGAGAGGUGCAUCCUACUACAACUGCCAGCCAGGUGCAGAGGCCAACCCUUAUUCCCGUGGUUGCAGUGCCAUUACUCGCUGCCGUAAUUAAGGUUAUCAAAACCUGCUGUUUGUGUGGUCUUAUUUAUUUGUAUUUGAUUUCUUUUAUAAGAUGUGACAUUGCAACAAAACGAUGUUAUGUGUUUUAAUAAACUGUUAAUGGCCCAUGCUAAUAUUACUUUCUA